Porites lobata is the source of this 5223-nucleotide messenger RNA. The record is from the annotation of a GenBank genome assembly. NCBI's taxonomy places the organism in Eukaryota, Metazoa, Cnidaria, Anthozoa, Scleractinia, Poritidae.
CGAAACAAGAUGGCGACCACCACGUACUCAAAUAUUUGAUUUAGCAUCACUUUAUGUAGGUUUCUGUAGUCUUGAUAACUCUACUCAUGUCUGGAAAAACACUUCAAAGUAAUCCUUCAUCUUCUAGCUACUCUGCCAAGGUGUGUUUGGAAUUAAUUAUGAUUACUCAAUACUGUAAUUGACAUAAUUGUUAGACAUCAAAGUGAAAGACGAGAACUCGUGGUGUUUUUAGGUACAGCAGUAGUCUAAUGAUGAAUGCUUGUUUUCAUUUGCUAUUUGUUUCACUCACAAUUUUGGCAUUUGAUUGAAAAAAACAGGUCAUACCGAUCUGAUGCUUUACCGUAACGUCAAUGUCUGAAAAAAAUAGCAUAGCAAAGUGAAAAACAGAUGGAAAAAAAAUUUAAAAUAUUUUCAAAAUUUUUGCAGUUAUUUUCUUUAUUUUUCAAAAAUGUAAGGAAAUCUUACCAAAGUUUGGGAUGGAAAGAAGCAGCCUAUGACGGUGAGAUAUCAAAAGUUUGAAGUAAGUUUUUGUUAAAGGGGUGCUGAUAAAGUAUAAGCAGGCAGAAAUUCAACACAAUUAUCAUAAGCAUUGAAGCAAAAUUAAUGAAUAAAAAAUGAUCAGCAGUUUAAGCUUAAAACUGGCCUUUAAUAAUUAAACUAGAGGUAAUCAUUGAUUACUGAUCUGCGUUCAUGACUUACGGAAACAAAAUCGAGUCAAAAGGAGUCCAGUUUCCUGGCCAAGAUGCUCCUGAUAAAAUUAUUAGGGAUGGCUAAUUGGCAGUCACCCAUGACAUCUCGAAAAUUUCUGCCUUUGUGCCACAGGAACACCAGAUUAGGAUGCAUUCUGAUGAACGCGAUCAUUCUCGUGCAACCUUUUUUCAAAAAAAUUCCAAUGUUUUAUUUUUUUCAGGUUGCUGCUGUUUUCCUCUUCAAUCUUCUUGUUGGUGUUGGAAUUCUUGCUCUUCCUUCAGCUAUUGCCAAAGCUGGAGUCAUUGCAGGGAUACUAAGCCUUACUACUGUGUCUUUUAUGGCAUUUAUAAGCGUUACAUUUAUGAUAGAAGUUCUUGCAACGGCAAAUGCAUGGCGGGGAACAAAGACUGUAGUAGCAAGGAAAGCUUUGGUAAAAGGAUAUCCAGCACAAGAUGACAGUGUGGCACAGAUUAGUCAGAUAAAAGUCAAGAAUGAUGUAUUCUCUGCUCCACUAUUUGAAAUUGAAGAGAAAUUUGAAAUGGGUUAUAUGGCAGAGCUGUUUCUGGGGACUGCAGGAUCUACGUUCUUCUAUGCUGUACUUUGCUUAUAUUUAUAUGGGGUAAGUACAAUCCGUCUGUUCAUAAUUUUACCGGUGACCAGAGAAAAUCACAACCCUAAUCUCCAAGUUUCUAUUUACACAUGCUCGGCAUUGUGUAGCCAGCAUUCAUUUGCACUCCCACUAAUAAUAAAUGGAAAGCAUAGAAUGCAGUCUUCUAUUUCUCAUAAUCUGAUCAGGCACAUUUUGACCUUCUGUCGUGUGAAACUUAUGCAAAGCAUAGCACUGGAGCAAGAACAUUUUGAUCUUCGACAGAUUGCACCUACACUCCCUAACCUUUGGUCAUCAUUAGUAUUAAAAUUUAAGUGGCACAUGUCUAUACUAACAGCUGUACCACGGUCUUUGAGUUGCAUUGUAUUUGACUGGGGACUAUCAGGGAAAAAGGUGAUAAUCAUGAAUUAUACCUGUUAUCACUGGAUUUUUUUUGUUCAAUUCUUUCAGUUUUUUUCAGUCCAUUUUAGAAUAGAUAUUUAUACCAUUGUUGGGUGCCAUGAGUAUGCUUCCUUGACUAGCAUCAAAGUUCUCCUUGAUUGAUGGUGGUAAAAAUAAUACCAACAUAAAUUUAGCCAGGGCGAAAAGGGAAGCUUCCAUGUAGACGUUUAUAAUUUACUUCAGACAACAAACUUGUGGAGCCACUGCAAAGAAAUCUAUAAUCUUAGGGGAGGACUAAAUGACCAUAGGACUUUUGAGGACUAGCUGACAAACAUAAACUUGAGCUUGUGAUCAAUUAAAAGAUAAUAACCGGUGAGCGGAAAACCUCAAAAAAAUACAUGUGACCUCAAUAAGUUGGCACCUGAGUUGCAAUAUGGUCACGUGAUGCCAGUCAGCGGAUGCCAUGAUUUGACAGCUGUCAAUAUCAUCAAGUUAAACACAGGUUACAGGCUUCCAUUCUAGCUAGAAAUGUGACAUUUCACAUUGGUUUGCCUGUGGUGUGGUUGGAUAGAUGCAUAGAUAAUGAAAUUUUUUUUCCCAUGGUGCUCUCCUCAUCAGUUCAAAAUGAAUUGCAUGGAGAACAGUGCAGGGAAAAUUCAUACAGAUAUUAGGUUUUCGUAGGUUAAUGUAUCAGUUUGCUUCCAAGAAUUAAAUUUAUAGCUAAAGGUGCAGAUCAUAGCCUUCACCAACUCUAUUUAUCAUUACAAUGAGGUUUGUGACGGUCUUCUCUUCACUUGCAGGAUCUGGCAAUUUAUGCUGUCUCAGUAGCCACAACACUUGAGAAAGCUGUUGGAACAAGUCAUCAAAUAUCUUACUAUUCUUUCCUCUGGGGCUUUAUCAUGUUAAUAGGACCAUUUUGUUUUUUCACUUUUCAAAAGACUACAUAUCUUCAGCUGUUUACCAUGGUUAUGAGGAACUCUGCCAUGGGCUUAAUGAUUUUGUUGACAGUUUUAGACAUUGCAAAUGGACAUUAUGUGCCAUCUGAUCAGUUGAUAUUAUGGGACACAGAAAAGUCAAAAGAGGUGUGUUUCAUCUAUUAAUAUUUCAGUUCUUUUAGUAAAUAUCAAAUUAAGUUAAUUUAAAUCUUCAUUUUAAACAUAUGCACCUUAAUUAAUUUUACAAAUGUGUCAUCUUGCCUUAAAUUCUUUUUUUACAUGUAUAUAUUUGAGAUCAUUUUAUUUCCAUAAGCCAUGAAGAAUAUCACUAAUCAUAGGAAUGGAAGACCACUACAUAUUUUGCGGGAUAAAAAAGUCUUCCACAGAGAUGUUUGAAAAACAAAAUCAGUGCCUGUGACAUGUUGAUCACAUUAUUUCUCAUUUCUUCACUGAGCUUAAAAUUUACCAUUAUUCUUUAAUUAUCACACACAUGACCAUUUCAACAUUGCUGAUCCAAGCAGUAUGCAGAGCGCAUGUAAUACACAAACCUUGUAUAUGGCCCAGCUCACCACAAGUCCUUUGUAGCUCAGUGGUCAGGGCAUCGGACCAGUGUACAGAGGGUCAUAGGUUUAGUUCCUUUCCAGGACUCAGAUUUUUUUCUUUGUCCCGUGCUCGUGACAUGUUGAUCACAUCAUUUCCUAAUUUUGCCAAAAUCAGCAAGUGGUUAAUCAAUCUCAGCAAGUUAAUUCCUUCCAUUCCAUUAAAGCCCUGGCCUAUUCUAAUUUUUAUUUUUUGUAAUUGUUCCAGCUUAUAGGAAUAACAGUGUUCACAUUCAUGUGCCAGCACACCAUUCCCUCCAUUAUACUUCCUCUGGCUGAUAAAAGCAAAACUCUGAGGGUUGUAUUGAUAGACUACAUCAUUGUACUCCUGUAUUGCAGCAUAAUUGUGUUUUCUGCGGUCAUUAACAAGCCAGCAUCGCAGAUAAGUCCGCUGUACUCGUUAAACUUCAGUGAUCAUUCUGUCACUGUCUUGGCCAAGUUCCUCAGCUUGUAUCCUGUGUUUACAUUGAGUAGUAACUUUCCUCUGAUCUGCAUAACCCUGAGGAAUAACUUAAUGACACUUUUUCCAAUAUCAAAGGUAUGUUUAAUCAAAACAUUGCUUUUAUAUUAGAGUUGAAUACAAUCUGUGUUUUGCCCUGUUAUUGCUCCCUCGCGAGGCCCUGAGAGAUGGGUUAAAAUUGUGACAGCAAUGAAGGAAAGCACAGAUACAGUAGCAAAUUACCGACGGGACAUGGCCUCGUCCUCCAAUCACGAUUUUGAGCCUCAUAUUUAAGCAAAAAGACAUUUUUUCUUUUGUUAGAACCAAGUUUUAUAUGAGUUCACUUUUUUGCUAGAGAAGCGUAGGUACUGUUAUAAUGAAUCUCAUUAUCCUGGGAAUGGAUGCACAGUCUUGGUAAAAAAUGUUAUAAUGAAAAAUGGGUGUUGUAUGUCUUAUCUCAGGCUACAGCUCACCCACUGAUUAAAAAUCCUCCCUAUUUCCCCCCAAAAUAAUAUUCAAGUCUGGUUGGAUCAUUUUUGCUCCUGACUGAGCAACAUCAAUCAGAGUUGGGUGGGGGAAGGGUUUACUGAGGUAGCAAAUCUGUCGUGUGGGCAUCCUGUAGGUGACAAAGUGCCAAAUUCUUAACACUUUUUGUCCAAGAUGGCAGCUCCCAUCCAGCCACCCUACCUUGUCACAAGGCCCGGGUGAGUGUUCCCUAUUUCCUCAAGAUUCCAUAUCCACCACUAGAGAUGAUACCAGUAAUUAUGAUGAUAUAAUGAAAAUUAAUCGAUUUAUAAUGGCUUUUUUUUUUCAGGAUAUUUUUUGUAGGCAGCAACUCUUCACACUAAUUGCCCUCGUGCCUCCAGUAGUUAUUGCCAUUUUCAUACAUGAUGUUGGCCAGUUAGUGGCUCUGACAGUGAGUGAACUGAAAAAUCAUUUAUUGUUUCUUAUUCUCUGAACCCCACAUUCACCCUAGAUGUAUUAACUGCUGCAAAAAGUUUGACUUUCCUUCCAUUUUUUGAGGCCAGCCAAUAAAACUGUAAAGAUGAACCAUGCAGUGUUACUCAUAAGCAUAUGAUACACACAUCUUGCUCUUUUUAAAUUUACUAAUUUGCAAAUUGCAGUAAAAUUCUGUACAGAUAAAAUUUGCAAAACAAAAACAAUGAGUGAACGUACCAUGAAUGCUGUUUAAAGGAUUAUCCUUUUCAAACACCAGUUGACACAUUCAGCUCAUAAGAUGCGAAGCAAGUGGGAAGAACAAUGAGACUUUGUCACACUGUCAUGCUCUUCAGAAAUCACUGUUACCUUCCCUAAGUCCUUUUUACAAGACAUGUCAUGUGUUCUUGACUAACAAUUGUAUUUGCUUCAAUCCAUCAACAGGGUUCAUUUGCUGGACUGGCUAUCAUGUUUGUGACUCCAGGUUUACUUGUAUUGUAUUCCAGGGACAAACUGGAUAGAACAGUUCCCCAAUGGUGCCAAAUCCAUCACCACAAGUCACCUUUUCAACACAAAGCUUGGGUUUACCUCACUCUAGCUUUUGCUGCUUUUGUGCUUAUAACAAGAAUAUUUUAA